Messenger RNA from Durotheca rogersii, 3746 nucleotides. RefSeq names its product putative glyoxal oxidase. The transcript is spliced from 6 exons. Bases 213 to 3653 code for a protein of 1146 amino acids. The record is from RefSeq and is a predicted model, not a curated record. Lineage: Eukaryota; Fungi; Ascomycota; Sordariomycetes; Xylariales; Xylariaceae.
GCAAUGAGGUCCAGCCGCCUCUGUCACCGUAAUAAAGGAUGCGCGCUAGCGUUAUGUAUUAAGAGUAGGGCUAUAUAUCCCGUCGUGUCUGUCUUCGGAUAGCGAGGAGGUUUACGCGUUCCUGAUCGCCAACCUUUUUUUCCUUCUUUUUCUAAAGGUCUCUCCCGAGUUUCUAGCAUAGAGCGCAGGGCUGCCUUGGGUGGCUUUUCACUAUGCGGGCUACUCAGGCUUUUCCCGUUUUUUCCUCUCUCCUAUUCCUCACUUCGGCCAACCCUUCUCCUCCAGCUCAGGUGGUGAUAGUCCCGGCUGCCGAUCAACUCAACGAUCCGUGGGAGUAUAGGGGUUGUUACGCCGAUGUCAGCCAUGCGAUCAGCAUAAAUACGACCGUUCUCGGCCUCGGUACGCCACGGGAAUGCACCAUUUUCUGUGAUGGGAAGGGGCUUGUCCACGCGGCAGUAGGAUCCCUCAACGAGUGCUACUGCGUCAAAGAACUUCUCGCCGGCGCUACGGAAGUCGGGCACUCGACGGGAUGCUCAGGUCCAGACCGGGUAUUAUUGUUCUCUAACUUGUACCGUAGUCGGCCUCGGCCAACUGGCGGCAUCGGAAAAUGGACACAUAUUGGCUGCUACACCGAUAGGGGCGAUGGCCAGGCCUUGAAGAUCAGCGCGCCGGUUCCCAGCUCGCGGAUGAACACGAAAGCCUGCACGGCCGCAUGCCGGGCAGCCGGAUAUAUCCUGGCCGGUACCAAGAAUGGGGGCGAAUGCUACUGCGACAACGCUCUUGCGAACAGCGCCAAACGAACCGAUGGCAAUGGUAGUUGCAAUGUGCCUUGUAAAGCCGACAGCUCAGAGACAUGCGGCGGCCGCAGCCAGCUGAAUGUGUAUAGCUUCAAUAUGGGGUAUCCCACCUCUGCGAGUGUUAGCCCUGCCGGUGUAAUGUCUACUAUCGCGAGCCUCACGACUAUUGUCACCCCCUCCGUCGUUCAAGGCUCGGGGCAUUCAAAGACGACUCCUCCCCUCGGCUCACGUAUCACCGGUAGAGACGUCGACCCUGCUGCGCCCGUUCAGCCCUUGGUCGUAGGCAACUACAACUGGUAUGGCUGCCAAACAGAGGCGACCGGCAUCCGUGCUCUCAGCUUGUUCACCUACGCCGACGAUACGAUGACACUAGACAGCUGCCAGGCCUUCUGUAGUGAAAAAGGGACAGCAUACUUCGGCGUCGAGUAUGCUCGCGAGUGCUAUUGCGGCAACAAGUUCGAACGCGGUUCCACCAAGGCCCCCGACAGCGAUUGUAACAUGCUCUGCGCUGGCAAUCCGGCAGAGUAUUGCGGGAGCGGCAACCGCCUGUCCGUUUAUAUCAAGAACGGAACUGUCGUCACGAGCACUUCCAGCAGCCCCGGCACCGAACCAACGGGCACCAACCCGGGCGAACCUGCGGCUACCGAAUUCCCCGAGGGCUGGACUGAUAAAGGCUGUUGGCAGGAUGGACCUAACGGCCGGAUCAUGCAAGGGUAUCAACCUCCGAAUGAUCCGGAGCUGACACGCCAGAAGUGCGCUCACGUUUGUGCCGAUAAUGGAUACAUCAUCUCGGGCGCCGAGUACUAUACGGAGUGCUUCUGCAGCAAUGCGAUUUACAAUGGCGGAAAGCGGUCCGAAGACGAGUCUGGAUGCUCGACCCCCUGCGGAGGCGAUAGUGCGACCAUGUGCGGCGGCCCCGGAUACUUGUCGAUUUAUUCGAAGGGCACACCAACGGCCUUCCAGCCGGCUACUCCAAAAGAAGAAGUCGGCGGUACCUGGACGUAUCAGGGAUGCUAUGAAGACAACGUCAACGAGAAGCGGACUUUGUUCUGGGCACUUUCCUUCCCCGGUACCAUGACCCCUGAGAUAUGCUUAGACAAGUGCGCGUCUUUCGGCUACGCCGCCGGCGGUCUGGAAUACGGUAACGAAUGCUACUGUGGAGACCCGCUGGAUGUCGAUGCCUCUGGCGCUACCCAGAGGCCAGAGAGCGAAUGCAACGUCGUAUGUGCUGGCGAUCCCGGUUCGAUAUGCGGCGGCGGUGCCAGACUGUCGGUGUAUUAUUGGACUGGGGAACAGCCUCUCUACGUGUUCCACUAUCCUCAAGGCAAUGCUGCUGGCACGUACUCCAACUUGGUAGGCGGCGUCGUCACCCCCUUGAUGACCAUGCAGUCGAUUACCGGCAAGGUCACCUUCUUGGAGAAGUGGGGGACAGGCCUAGCAAAUAGCACGGGCGCGUACGAACUUGACCUUAGCCGACUAGAUGACUUCGAUGCCGCCUGGAGGACCAUGAAUGUAAAGACAGACAUCUUCUGCUCCGCGGGCGUCAUCCUCCCGGACAAGGCGGGUCGACAACUCACCGUAGGUGGGUGGUCUCUCGACUCGACGUACGGUGUUCGCCUAUAUGCGCCCGACGGAUCGGACGGCGUCAAAGGGACCAACGACUGGGAGGAGAACGUCAAUGUGCUCAAGCUUCAGAAGGGCAGAUGGUACCCGACGGCCAUGGUCAUGACGAACGGGUCGAUCCUGGUCGUGGGUGGUGAGAUCGGGUCGAACGAUAGACCCGAACCCACCCUCGAGAUCCUCCCUUACGCGGGCCCCGCCCUCUAUAUGGACUGGCUCGAGCGUACGGACCCGAACAACCUAUACCCGUUCAUGGCGGUCCUGCCCGGAGGAGGGAUUUUCAUCGCGUACUGGAAUGAGGCCAGGAUCCUAGACGAGGUCACGUUCGACACAACGAAGAUUCUACCCAACAUGCCCGGUGCCGUCAACGAUGACCUCGGUGGCCGGACCUAUCCCCUCGAGGGAGCCUCCGUCCUCUUGCCCCAGAUAGCCCCUUAUACCGACCCUCUCGGCGUACUCCUCUGCGGCGGCUCCACGAUCGGCCACUCCGCCCUCGACAACUGCGUUUCGAUAUACCCCGACGCCGAAAACCCGACGUGGACGCUGGAGCGCUUGCCUUCGAAGCGCGUGAUGAGCUGCAUGUCGCCUCUGCCGGACGGCACCUACCUCAUCGCGAACGGCGCCCACCAGGGCAUUGCCGGGUUCGGCCUCGCCGACGAUCCCAACUACAACGCGGUCCUCUACGACCCGUUCAAGCCGGUGGGCUCGCGCAUGUCCGUCAUGGCCAACACCACCGUCGCGCGCCUGUACCAUAGCGAGGCGAUCACGCUGCUCGACGGCCGUGUCCUCAUCACCGGCUCGGACCCGCAGGACGGCAAGCACCCGCAGGAGAUCCGGGUCGAGGUCUUCACGCCGCCGUACCUGUACAGCGACAAGCCGCGGCCCUCGUUCACGAUCGCGGACAAGGACUGGGCGUACGGCGACAGCGUGACCUUCCAGCUCGGCGGCGCGCCGCCGGCGGGGGCCAAGAUCGAGGUGUCGCUGCUCGGCUCCGUGUCGAGCACGCACGGGAACUCGAUGGGCGCGCGCACGCUGUUCCCCGAGGUGUCGUGCGCCGGCACCGCGUGCGUCGUCGUCGCGCCCCCGAGCGUCUACAUCUGCCCGCCCGGCUGGUACCAGAUGUUCGUGGUGCAGGACGGCAUCCCCGCCGUCGGCACCUACGUCCGCAUCGGCGGCGACCCCGCCAACCUCGGCAACUGGCCGCAGGGCGCCGGCUUCUCGCCGCCUGGCGUCUAGGACCGAGGCCGACAAGGACAGAGGGCGAGAGCCGCCCGUCACCCAGGUGCUUCUCCGGUCGACCACUCGCCACAUUCAGCUGCUGCUCCGAUC